Molecule: messenger RNA, 1528 nt
Organism: Purpureocillium takamizusanense
Lineage: Eukaryota; Fungi; Ascomycota; Sordariomycetes; Hypocreales; Ophiocordycipitaceae
Exons: 5
Coding region: 343-1353 (336 amino acids)
Biological process (GO): tricarboxylic acid cycle
Cellular component (GO): succinate-CoA ligase complex (ADP-forming); mitochondrion
Molecular function (GO): succinate-CoA ligase (ADP-forming) activity; succinate-CoA ligase (GDP-forming) activity
Source: RefSeq, a predicted model, not a curated record
UACCUCGGCUUGUUACAGCCUACUAACUGCCUACUGCUCUCUCCUCCGUUUGUGUCCGGUGCUGCAUCACGGAAAGGCAGAACUACUAGUUACAGCAGGCGCCGAUAGCGGUCGCGUGGAUUGCUUCAUAAGAGAAGCCCUAAUAAGCGCGACCCCGUCAUUCAUUUCUCACCUGCACUCAUAGAGACUCAUCAAUUGACGUUAUCGGCAUAACCGCUCUCAACGACGGACGGCGCACGCGACUACUCGGAGCAAGCGCAAAGAGGAAGCCCAAGCUCCAACAAGCUAAAGCCAUCCAUUCAUUCAGACAAGUCGCGAAGCAAAAGGGGUACCGCCGCCGUCAUGUUGACGCCCUGUAGGUCGGCGGCAGCACGAUCGCUGCGCGCGCUGGCAUGCUCCUCCCGGACCUUUUCGACGUCGCUGUGGCCGCGGCGAGGCGGCGGUUACGAGGACACGAUAGACAACCUACGCAUUGAUGGCAACUCUCGCGUCAUCUAUCAAGGCUUCACCGGCCAGGCUGCCACGUCGAAUGCCAAGGACACCAUCGAGUACGGCACAAAGGUCGUCGGCGGCGUCUCCCCCGGCAAAGGCGGCCAGACGCACCUCGACCUCCCCGUCUUUGGCACCGUCCGCGAGGCCAUGCAAGCCGUCAAGCCGCACGUCAGCGCCGUCUUCGUGCCCGCGCAGUUCGCCGCCAGGGCCAUCGUCGAGGCCAUCGAGGCCGAGGUGCCGCUCGUCGUCUCCGUGGCCGAGCACAUCCCCGUGCACGACCUGCUGCACGUGCACGAGGUGCUGCGCACGCAGAGCCGCAGCCGCCUCGUCGGGCCCAACUGCCCGGGCGUCAUCUCCCCGGACCGCUGCCGCGUCGGCAUCAUGCCCUACCGCCAGUACCGCCGCGGCCGCGUCGGCAUCGUGAGCAAGUCGGGCACCCUGAGCUACGAGGCGGUCGGCGCGACGAGCGCCGCGGGGCUGGGGCAGAGCCUCGUCGUUGCCGUGGGCGGCGACUCGAUGCCGGGCACCACCAUUGCCGACGUGCUCCAGGUCCUCCUCACCGACCCCGAGACCGAGGGCAUCAUCGUCAUCGGCGAGAUUGGCGGCGAGCAGGAGCUGCACGCCGCCGACAUGAUUGCGCGGCACCGCCGGUCCACGCCGAGCCCCAAGCCUGUCAUCGCCAUGGUCGCGGGCCAGACGGCGCCCGUGGGCAAGAUCAUGGGCCACGCGGGGGCCGUCCUCUCGCCGAGGGACGCGACGGCGGCGGACAAGGCCGCGGCGCUGGAGAGGGCGGGCGCCGUCAUCGUGCCGCACCCGAGCGUCAUGGGCGUGACGAUGAAGGAGCUUCUGGGCGUGAAGUAGUGAUUUGGGCAAAUUAGUAGAAUCAUCUAUAGAGCCGAGCAUGUUUACUGUGGUUCAGCCAUGGGUGCUUGUCGAGCGAGCGCCUGACGUGCAUGCCUACGAUUUGAAGUACAGAGAUAUACGAUUACCGAGUAGAUUGGCAGAUAUUGACGUUCCGGGUCCCAAUUGGCGCGGG